GGAGUAAGGCUCGGCAUAUCAGAAUCAUCAGUUUAAUCUCAGAGAGGGUGAGAGAGAGAGAGAGAUGAAGGGAUCGGUGGUGGUGACCGGAGCCUCGGGAUACGUCGGAUCAUGGCUAGUUAUGAAGCUUCUGCAGAAUGGAUACAUCGUCAGGGCCACCGUGAGAGACCCCUCGAAUCAGAAGAAGGUCAAGCCUCUGCUAGAUCUUCCGGGAUCGGCUGAGCGGCUCUCGAUCUGGAGAGCAGACUUGGACGAGGAAGGAAGCUUCGCUGAGGUGAUCAAGGGAUGUGAAGGAGUGUUCCAUGUGGCCACCCCCAUGGACUUCGAGUCCAAAGACCCUGAGAAUGAGAUCAUCAAGCCCACCGUUAAUGGGGUUUUGAGCAUCAUGAGGGCCUGCAAGGAAGCCGGCACGGUCAAGCGCGUCGUGUUCACUUCCUCGGCGGGCACCGUCAACGUGCAGGAGCACCAGCAGCCGGAGUACGACGAGAGCUCCUGGAGCAACAUGGAGUUCUGCCGCCGCGUCAAGAUGACAGGAUGGAUGUAUUUCGUGUCCAAAACACUGGCUGAGAAAGCGGCGUGGGAGUUCGCGAAGGAGAACGGCAUUCACUUCAUCAGCAUCAUCCCGACUCUGGUGGUCGGUCCUUUCAUCACCACCACCAUGCCGCCUAGUAUGAUCACUGCGCUGUCACUCAUCACAGGAAACGAAGCUCACUACUCGAUCUUGAGGCAAGUUCAACUAGUCCACUUGGACGACCUGUGUGACACCCACAUCUUCCUGUACGAGCACCCGAACGCACAAGGAAGAUACAUCUGCUCCUCCCAUGACGCCACCAUAUACGACCUCGCAAAGAUGUUCAAGGAACGAUACCCCCAGUACAUCAUCCCUCAAAAGUUUGAAGGGAUCGACGAAGACAUCUUAAGGGUGCACUUCUCCUCGAAGAAGCUCAUGGAGCUGGGGUACAAGUUCCAGUACACGAUGGAGGACAUGUUCGACGAAGCAAUCCGGUCGUGCUGCGAGAAGAAGCUGAUACCUUUCCGUACAGCCGAAGGCCAUGGCAGCGAGAUGGUGAAGAAGAAACCUGUGAACUCAGCAUCAGAGAGAGUGAGUGAGUUCAGUGAAAAGGAAGUCCUGAUUGCUUAGGUAGCGAUCUCUGCCGUAUCAGAUUCUUGUGCUGCAUCAGCACAGAUGCAUGAUUUAGUUUCAUUGGCAGAAUGGGAUUCUGAGUCUCCUUGAUGAACUUUUAUCUUAAGAAGAUUGAGUUGCUUGUCUUUGCA
Molecule: messenger RNA, 1275 nt
Organism: Musa acuminata subsp. malaccensis (wild Malaysian banana)
Lineage: Eukaryota; Viridiplantae; Streptophyta; Magnoliopsida; Zingiberales; Musaceae
Product: dihydroflavonol 4-reductase
Molecular function (GO): oxidoreductase activity, acting on the CH-OH group of donors, NAD or NADP as acceptor
Source: RefSeq, a predicted model, not a curated record